Elgaria multicarinata webbii is the source of this 3425-nucleotide messenger RNA. It is a transcript of the gene MAP3K20, whose product is annotated as mitogen-activated protein kinase kinase kinase 20. NCBI's taxonomy places the organism in Eukaryota, Metazoa, Chordata, Lepidosauria, Squamata, Anguidae. Gene Ontology annotation, molecular function: protein binding; ATP binding; protein kinase activity. Gene Ontology annotation, biological process: signal transduction; protein phosphorylation. Gene Ontology annotation, cellular component: cytoplasm. The record is from RefSeq and is a predicted model, not a curated record. The transcript is spliced from 20 exons. Bases 118 to 2505 code for a protein of 795 amino acids.
GAAGAGAGUUCUCCCAAGCCGGCCUCAGCCGCUUGAAAACCUGGCUUGUUCAUUUAGACCCCUUUGCCUGCCAAGAGGGUUUUAUAUUUUUUUCGUGGUAUAUUUUGUCAUUAUGAGAUGUUGUCUCUCGGUGCUUCAUUUGUGCAAAUUAAAUUUGAUGACUUGCAGUUCUUUGAAAACUGCGGCGGAGGGAGUUUUGGGAGUGUAUACCGAGCCCGAUGGAUAUCUCAGGACAAGGAGGUGGCCGUGAAGAAGCUGCUUAAAAUAGAGAAAGAGGCAGAAAUACUCAGUGUGCUCAGCCACAGAAACAUCAUUCAGUUUUAUGGAGCUGUUAUUGAACCUCCCAACUAUGGCAUAGUUACAGAAUAUGCUUCUGCUGGAUCACUGUAUGACUACAUUAAUAGCAACAGAAGUGAAGAGAUGGAUAUGGAUCAUGUAAUGACCUGGGCAACUGAUAUAGCUAAAGGAAUGCACUAUUUGCAUAUGGAGGCUCCAGUCAAAGUAAUCCACAGAGAUCUGAAGUCCCGAAAUGUGGUUAUAGCUGGUGAUGGAGUAUUAAAGAUCUGUGACUUCGGCGCUUCAAGAUUCCACUCCCAUACAACACAUAUGUCUCUAGUUGGUACCUUUCCUUGGAUGGCUCCAGAAGUUAUUCAGAGUCUCCCAGUGUCAGAAACAUGUGACACAUAUUCAUAUGGUGUGGUUCUCUGGGAGAUGCUAACAAGGGAGGUCCCCUUUAAAGGCUUGGAAGGAUUACAAGUAGCUUGGCUUGUAGUAGAAAAAAACGAGAGACUGACCAUUCCAAGCAGCUGCCCUGGAAGCUUUGCAGAAUUGAUGCUCCAGUGUUGGGAAGCAGACCCAAAGAAAAGACCCUCUUUCAAGCAGAUCAUUUCAAUCUUGGACUCCAUGUCAAAUGAUAGCAACCUUCCAGACCAAUGCAACUCAUUCCUGCAUAACAAGGCAGAGUGGCGAUGUGAAAUAGAGGCAACCUUAGAGAGGCUAAAGAAACUGGAACGUGAUCUGAGCUUUAAGGAGCAGGAGUUAAAGGAACGGGAGAGACGCUUGAGGAUGUGGGAGCAGAAGCUAACUGAACAAUCCAAUACACCUUUGCUGCCUUCCUUUGAUAUCUGUGCAUGGACUGAAGAAGAUGUGUACUUUUGGAUGCAACAGCUUGUUAGAAAAGAUGACACGUCUGGAGAGAUGAGCAUAUAUUCCAGCUUGUUUAAAGAACAUCACAUCACAGGGAAACGACUACUUCUUCUGGAAGAAGAGGACUUGAAGGACAUGGGAAUUGUUUCCAAAGGACACAUCAUUCAUUUGAAGACUGCCAUUGAAAAACUAACUCAAGACUACCUCAAUAUGUUUCAUUUUCCGCCUCUGAUGAAGGAUUCUGCCAGUGAAAACGAGGCGAGUGAGGAGAAAGUAGUGAACCUUGAGCUUGUUUUUGGCUAUCAUUUCAAGCCUGGAAAUGGCCCUCAGGACUGUAAAUGGAAAAUGUAUAUGGAGAUGGAUGGGGAUGAGAUUGCAAUAACCUACAUAAAAGAUGUGACAUUUAACACUAACCUACCUGAUGCAGAGAUUUUAAAGAUGACAAAGCCACCAUUUGUGAUGGAGAAAUGGAUUGUGGGAAUAGAAAAUGAUCAAACCGUGGAAUGUAUAGUGACUUAUGAGAGUGAUGUCAGAACCCCCAAAUCCACCAAACAUAUCCAGCCAGUACAGUGGAGUCAAGUGAAACUUCAGGAUGAGGUGAAGUCAAUACAACUUAAAAUACAGACGUCACUCCCAAACUCAGAAGGAAACCCUCGGAGUAGAUCCAAUUCUAGUGUCGACUGUCAGUGGAUGAAUGCACUGAAAAUGCGUCAUGUGUCAAGCAGCCCUUCGCUCCAACAUUCCCGCUCCCACAGUCCCACCAUCUUGACGAAUUUUUUACCGUACCUUCAGAACACUUACGCUGCCGCCGUGAGACGGACCCAGGUCCCCGUCAGCUAUCAGAUCACCCCUCUAAAUCCGUCGAGGAGCUCCUCUCCAACGAUGUACUUAUCAUCUUUGCAUCUGAAUUCUAUGGGAAGCAGCACUUCCAGUGCAGCUUCUGACAGUCCUUCAGAAAGAGACCGGUCCAAACCGAAAAGCAGGAGCAGCUACCACAGCAACGGCUCUCGCAGCGUGUCCCUGACUGGGAGGCGUUUUCCGAGAAAUCCAGCAGGUGCUCCGGGGACAGCUAGGAACACGGAGAGAUUUCACAGGACUUCCCAGUCAACAUUCAGUCAAAAUCAACACCUGCCAAGGUCACAUGACAGAAAGCAUGCCCAUUACGUGCAGCAGCCAAAGUCGAUACCGGGGCUGCCCUUGAAUGAAAGUAAACCCAAAACGGAGGAAGAAGAAAGCAAAGUUAGCGAAGGCGGAUGGGUAAAAGUCAGUCAUUCAAAGAAAUCUCACCGGCAUUGUGUUGACAAACGAAGUAAAGAGAAGUCAACGAGAACUGGAACUCCCCAGAAAUUAUCCCACUGAUGCUUUUUGAGAAAUUGGUUUUACUUUUUUUUUUUUAAUCGAACAUUUUGUUUCCACAAAAAUUAAGACUUUUUUUGUUCUUAAGGUAUUUGACAUUGAAUGUGAGAAUGAAUGACUUGUGACAGUAAUCUUCUUGAAGGAGCUGCUUAAUAUAAAUACACUACCUCUCAUGGAGACCAUACUAUAAGUCCACAACCAGUGGAGUGUGCGGGCUUCCGGCAUUGCAGUCUCAGUUUCUAUUGAAUAAGAUGCCCUUGUUUUCAUCAUGAAUUUCAACAUGCCACAGGUUUUCUUUACUUUCUUUGUCUGGUUCUAGGCAGUUCUGUAGUUCAGUGGGAUGGGAGUAGUCAUAGCUCAGUGGUAGAGCACCUGGUUUACAUGCAGAAGGCCCCAGGUUUAAUUCCCAGCACUUCCAACCCUGGAGAGCAGCUGCCAGUCAGUGUCGACAAAACUGGCUAGAUGGACCAAUGGUCUGACUCAGUAUAAGGCAACUUCCUAUGUUCCUAGUUCCGUGAGCAUUAAAGAAGAAAUCACUAUGCAUCAUAGUUUCAGAUAGUCUGAUCCAGUACUGACUUGUCCAUAAAAAUCAGCUGCCUUCCACCUUAAACCUGCACGUGAUGUCUGAAAAAUGUCACUGGAAAGGUUAUCCUUUCUUACCAUGUAGCUGUUGUAUCCUGUCCUCCUGAGUUCUCUUCUUUCGGACCUCCCACCACCACCACCUCCAUGCUGAUGCUGUGUAAUAUUAACCUUCCAUUUAAAGAUACAGCUGCAGAUAUUUCCAUUAGAAUUAUUCUUAUGAUCAGUAUCAUAAUUUUACAGAGAACAAAGAAAAUAAUAGUGAGAAAAACAGCCUUGAUAGCUUCUAAUGUUUUUGUAAGAAUAUUUAUUAACAUAUAACACACAUUCCAUUCAUUGUAUUU